Molecule: messenger RNA, 2049 nt
Organism: Didymodactylos carnosus
Lineage: Eukaryota; Metazoa; Rotifera; Eurotatoria; Philodinida; Philodinidae
Source: the annotation of a GenBank genome assembly
AUGACAACAUCUUUGUUCAUCUUGAUAUUUUCUUUUAAUAAUAUUGUAUGGAUUAUUUAUGGUGUGAGAAUUGCGGUACUAUUGCCAACCGAUCUCACAUCACCAUAUGCUAUGGUAAAAGUAAAACCAGCAAUUGAUUUAGCUGUCAAAGAAGUUACUAAUCGACAGUUAUUAAUAAAUCAAACUAUACAAGUUCGAUAUGGUGAUACUAAUAAUUCAUAUAUUUUGGGACCAUUAAUUGCAAUUGAUUUUUAUGCAAAACAGCAAGCUGAUGUAUUUUUAGGCCCAGUUGAUGGACCGGGUCUGGCUGCUGUUGCAAGGUAUUCACCUCAUUGGAAAAUUCCUGUGAUAAGUCCCGGUGGGGGUUUUAAUUAUCAUUUUGAUAAUAAGAAAGAAUAUCAAUUAUUAACACGAAUGCUACAUUCAUCAAAGACAAUUGUACGUUUCAUAUCGCGUAAUAUAUUACCACAUUUUAAUUGGACCGUAGUAAGGAUUAUUGCUGAACGAAAUAUAGCUGAAGCACAAAGUGAAUGUUAUAUGUUGAUGGGUGCAUUAUGUCGAGCAGUAAAAAAUUCAAGUGCUAGUGCGGAAAUGAAAGAGACAUGUUCACAUUCAAUAUUCGAUAUUGAUUAUAAACUAAGAAAUGAAACGAGAGAAAAAUUAAAUAAAACAUUAAAAGAUGCAAAAAAAGAAGCUAGAAUUUUACUAACAUGUAUGGAUUCAAAUUUAUUUCGCGAAUUUAUGCUUACAGCACACAGUCUUGAUAUGAUUAAUGGUGAAUACGUAUUUAUCUACUUGGAUAUAUUUCGACUUCUAAGAAAAGAUUUAAGCUUGCUAAAUUGGAAAAGAAGUGAUGUAAGUGAAACUGAGAAUAAAAAGAUUCGCCGAGCAUUUGAAACCGUGCUGAUUAUCGGUUUCAAAGAACCGGAUACCGACAAAUAUCAACGAUUCUCAGAUAAAGUAUUUGAACAAACAACAAUAACAAAUCAAUCGUCAUUAUCGAAUAAAUUAGUUAAUCCUUAUGUAGCUACAUUUUAUGACGCUGUUCUUCUCUAUGCAUAUGGCUUAAAUCGAACUAUUGCUACGCAUGGAAAUGCAAGUGACGGUUUCAGUGUCGUUAAAAAUAUGUGGAAUUCUAGUUUUGAAGGUUCAAAUGGUAUCGUUCAAAUUAGUGAAACUGGAGAUCCAGUAAGCGAUUAUUCACUGUUUGAUCUCGAUCCAGAUACAGAUGAAUUUUUGGAAGUUGGUACAUACUUUGGCGUAAAUUCAACAUUUGUUUCGUUACGUGAAAUUUACUGGAUCGAUAAACUAACGAAAACUCCAAAUGACAUUCCAUUCUGUGGCUUUGAUGGGAGUCGAUGUAUUCAACCAAAAAAUCCAUUUUUGGCUUGGAUAUAUUUUACAGCAAUUGUGAGUUUGCUCGUGAUAGUAUUAACAUUGUUGGCAACAUGGUAUUACAAGUAAGCAAACAAUAAAACAUCUAGCGCCUCCUCCCUAAUGUACCUUCAUACUUUGCUAGUACCGGCGUCAAAAAAGCAGUGCACUCGGAUGUUUUCUGAAUAACGUUUGAUCGGAAUGAGCUAGAGAGUUCUGAUUUUUCAUCAUUUUGAAAUAAAUUCAUGGGGCCAUCGAACGACCUAAAAAUGAUCUGAAAACUACAAGUUUCAGGUGAUGUACUUUCUCGAACAAAACGUUCGGCAGUGCCAUGGAAAGGAUUCUAGAUAAAAUUUUUGUCCUAAAUUUACAUCUGGAUAAAGCAACGUUUGCUCUACAAAACUACACAAGUCCGAGACCUCUAUCUUUUUUGUUGGGAAGCUAUAGGUUUUUGAGUCUUUUUCGGAAAACAAACAUCGCCAGGAGAAUCGGCAUAGCAUAGUUGAAAACCUAUGUUUGCAUAUAUUACUGAGGAUCCAAAUCCCAAAGAUGGUCGGUUCCAAGGAUGCCCAAGUGGUUACAGUAAAAUGCCUAUAGCUUCCAAACAAAAAAGAUAGAGGUCUCGGACUUGGGUAGUUUUGUAGAGCAAACGUUGCUUUAUCUAGAUGUAAAUUU